Musa acuminata AAA Group (dessert banana) is the source of this 2535-nucleotide messenger RNA. Its product is annotated as MLO-like protein 9. Gene Ontology annotation, cellular component: membrane. Gene Ontology annotation, biological process: defense response. The coding region runs from base 900 to 2378 and encodes 492 amino acids. The transcript has 16 exons. NCBI's taxonomy places the organism in Eukaryota, Viridiplantae, Streptophyta, Magnoliopsida, Zingiberales, Musaceae. The record is from RefSeq and is a predicted model, not a curated record.
GGGGUUGUCAAGGGAUGGCCGGAGGCGGAGGCGGGAACUCGAGAGAGCUCGACCAGACACCGACGUGGGCGGUCGCCGUCGUGUGCGCCGUCAUCGUCGUCAUCUCCAUAUUGUUGGAGAAGGGCCUCCAUCGCUUCGGGGAGGUAAAUAAUGAAGAAAUCUUGCUUCUUUCUUUCUUUCUUUCUUUCUUUCUUAUUCUUUCCAUGUUUUGAUGGGGUUUUGUGUUCCGGGAGACGGUGUUUUGUGAACGAUUCGGACUUGCUCGCCUUUGUACGCUUGGUUUUGGAGUGUGGAACAACGAUCAAAAGGUGAUGUGUCGGAGAAUUACCCAAGAGAUAGUUUCCUUUUCAGUUUUAUUGUUUUCAUGGGUUUUGGGUUCUGGGAGAUGGUUAUUCUUUUCGGCUGUUUCGAGGCUUCCGGAGCGGAACAGGGACCGAAAGAAUUGAGCUUAGUUUUGGAGCGGAGUUGGGAUCCGAAGGACGUAUCUCGAGGAAGUACUCAAGAACCGUUUGAUGUGUUUUGCCUUGUCUUUGACCUUAUUUUGAGCUCUGCAAGGUCAGUGAUCGGGGGUUGUGAACUUGGUCUCCUAACCAGUAAAAUUGGAAGGAAAAAGUUCACUAAAAGAUCACAUUUUGGAGAUCACGAAACUUCAAGAACGACCUUUCUCUUGUCUACGUGUGCGAUUAUGCUUUGAAAAAACACAUGAAAAGAAGAACGCCGACAAACCUCAAGCGAUGCUUUUAAGUUUCUCUGCACUUGAAUUCGGGAGUUGAAAUUUUGUUGUGUUUUUACUCAGACACUCCAGCCAGAUUAUAGUGUGUUUUGUUGCAUCAAGUUGGCUGACUGAGAAGCACAAAAGGGCACUAUUUGAAGCUCUCGAGAAGAUUAAGGCUGAGCUGAUGAUUCUGGGUUUUAUCUCUUUGCUACUGACCUUUGGGCAGAAGUACAUUGUCAAAAUCUGCGUACCGUACAAAGUUGCAGAUACCAUGUUGCCAUGCUCAAGGAAAACAGAUACAGAGACAGAAGAAGAGGCAGAUGGAAGACACAGAAGGAGACUAUUAACAAAUGCACUCACUGACCCAAAUGUAAAACGCAGGAUAUUAGCUGCGGGAUCGAUUGUUUCAUGUUCCGCGGGAAAGGUGCCACUUAUUUCAACGAAUGGACUUCAUCAAUUGCACAUCUUAAUUUUCUUCUUGGCUGUGUUUCAUGUUGCUAGUAGCUUUACUACAAUGGCCCUUGGAAGACUUAAGAUGGGCAGAUGGAAGCAUUGGGAAAGUGAGAUUUCAUCACCUGAGUAUGAAUUCUCCAAGGAUCCUUCAAGAUUCAGAUUCACUCAUGAGACAUCCUUUGUGAGACGGCAUACAAGUAUCUGGAAUAGGGUCACCAUCUGUUUCUACUUUGUAAGCUUUUUUAGGCAAUUUUUUAGGUCUGUUUGUAAAGCAGAUUACAUGGCUUUGCGCCAUGGUUUUAUCAAUGCUCAUCUGGCUCCGGGAAGUAAGUUUAACUUUCAAAAAUAUAUAAAGAGGACACUGGAGGAUGACUUCAAGAUUGUGGCAGGGAUCAGUCCUGUGUUAUGGGCUUCUGCUGUGAUCAUUCUGCUUCUUAACGUCCAUGGAUGGAAGGAAAAGUUCUGGGCAUCGAUAAUUCCUCUAGUUACAAUUUUGGCAGUCGGAAUGAAGCUGCAUGUGAUCAUCACAAGAAUGGCUAUUGAAAUUGAAGAGAGACAUACUGUCAUUCAAGGAAUUCCUCUGGUGCAACUCAGUGACCACCAUUUUUGGUUUGGACGUCCAUAUUUUGUUCUAUUUCUCAUCCAUUUUGCACUAUUUCAGAGUGCAUUUCAGAUCACAUACUUCUUUUGGAUAUGGUACGAGUUUGGUCUGAAGUCUUGUUUUCAUGAAAAUUUUGUUUCCAUCAUUGUGAAAGUUAUCAUCGGGGUGUUAGUCCAAUUCUUUUGUUCGUAUAUUACACUUCCACUUUAUGCGCUUGUGUCUCAGAUGGGUUCACAGAUGAAAAGGUCCAUAUUCGAUGAAGAGACUUCGAAGGCCCUAAUAAAAUGGCAUCAAAUUGCGAAGAAAAAACAAGAGAAAGGACUCUCACGUUCUUCCUCUGUCCACGAACCGAGCUCCACGAUGAGCCCACAGGCAUCUCCAGUUAACCCUAUGCAGAGGAGUGCAACUGCUGGGCAUAUGGGUGCAGUUUAUACCCCUUCUGGAAGAAGACAUGUUUUGGGCCAUCACAGUUUGGAGACAGAAGUUGAGAUAUCAACCUUGUCCGAACCAACCCAACAUCAGUUGCACGUCGGAGAACAACAGAACACAGAAGAUGAGUUCUCAUUCGCAAUGUUUGCUGCUCAAACAGCAAGAAAAGAGAAACGCUGACAUCCGUUGUGUUGGUUCCUGUAUCUAUUAUAAUUAUAGUUGUCAUACAUCGGCACUAGCCAGGCUUAGAUUUCCCAAGUAGUCCCAAGAACAUGAUGUCUUAGAUUUCCUUGUUGACACAGAUAACAAAGACCUGGGAGCAGAAGCCAAAUUUCAA